Molecule: messenger RNA, 1189 nt
Organism: Leguminivora glycinivorella
Lineage: Eukaryota; Metazoa; Arthropoda; Insecta; Lepidoptera; Tortricidae
Product: carboxypeptidase B-like
Exons: 8
Coding region: 1-1077 (358 amino acids)
Biological process (GO): proteolysis
Molecular function (GO): zinc ion binding; metallocarboxypeptidase activity
Source: RefSeq, a predicted model, not a curated record
AUGGACGUAUAUCAUAUUACUUUGCACAACGAAGAUGACCGUGACGACGAAGACAGUAAAAAGGUAACAGAAAAUUUACCAUUCGACGACGUACAAGCAGAGAAACGAGGGAAUGAAGUUUAUCCGAUCCGAUCCGAGCUGGAUGAAGAAGCUGACAGUCUUGACAUUGAUCUGAAAAGUAUUCAAGGUCGGGAUCAUCAUGCGGUAUCAGCAGCUAUGUACCUUUUGUAUCAGCUGAUUGAGCACACUGACACUCAAAUGGACCUGCUUAAAAAAUUCAGACUUUGGGUCAUUCCUGUGUUCAACCCGGAUGGAUAUGAUUAUUCCAUGACUUUUACGCAACGUCGGGAAUGGAAGAAGAAUCUACAGCAAUCAUGGGAGUUGUGUGACGGUCGAAAGUCGUGCAAGCCAUGCGAGACAUAUGGUUUUCGAUGCAUCGUGCAGCCUUGUUAUGGGGUCAACCUUGACCGCAAUUUUGAAUACCAAUGGAUACCAGCGGAGGAGCUUCGCGCGGAGCACCCGUGCGGGGACCUGCACGCGGGACCGCGCCAGCUCAGCGAGCGGGAGACGCGGGCCCUCACCACCUACCUGCAUGAGCAGAAGAGUGUCAUAACCACGUUCAUAGCCUUCAAGGAGGGCGACGUACUGGGAGUCAUGUAUCCUUACUCACACACGAGAAAGAAGCGUGCCUUCGAUGCUAAUUAUAGAAAAAGGGCGUCUCGGGCUGCUUCAGCUGCGUUUGGUAUCAGCGGCCGUCCGUACGUUGCCGGACAAACUUCGGAAUUCUUACCGCUAUACGCGGGCGGGAUAGAAGACUGGAUCGACGGCCACUUGGGCAUCGACAAUACCUAUACCAUCAUGAUGUUCCGAGCCACCGACUCGCGCAACGCGAAGCUAAUGUCGGAACACGUUGUUCACGAAGCGUUCGCAGCCAUGGAUACUCUACUGUUAGAGAACACUGGUGGGACGUUGGAAAUAAAAGCUCUCAACCCGUCCGCCCCUCUCCACUCAGGCGCCGUCAACAUUCUCCCAAACCUACUCAUCGUACCUGCUGCAAUACUCGUCGUUAACAGUUGAACCAAAGGUUGACAAACAGAAGCCAGAGAGAUACAGAAGCUAGAUAAACCAGAUAUUUUAGUGGGUUAAAAAUAUAUCUACGGGCGUUACGAGGUCGCUCCAAGUGAACGUU